Messenger RNA from Panicum hallii, 537 nucleotides. RefSeq lists its product as uncharacterized. Lineage: Eukaryota; Viridiplantae; Streptophyta; Magnoliopsida; Poales; Poaceae. The transcript has 2 exons. Gene Ontology annotation, molecular function: zinc ion binding. The record is from RefSeq and is a predicted model, not a curated record. Bases 1 to 537 code for a protein of 178 amino acids.
AUGGCUAAGCAGCACAAGAGGGGAUCCCCGCUGGACAAUGGCGAGCACGCCCAAAGCAGCAAGAAGCCGAGAGCGCAGGCCUCGCCCACCGCCGUGGUCAAGUGCGAGCUGCCAGAAGGAGGGCGAAGAAGAGAAGAGCAGCUAGAGGAAGGAGAAGUUGGCCAAGGCGGCGGUGCCGGGGCUGUGGUGGCGAUGGAAGUCAUUGAGGAGCCGCAGCUCAACAAUUUGAGGAUGGGACUCGCCUUGUUCCACUGCCGAGCUUGCCAGCUUCCCCUCGAACCUCCCACGUUCCAGGUGAGACCUGCCGAGGUGGACGCCUUCGUGCGCGACGCCAAGCUGCCAUGCCCGUUCCAGGAGCACGGGUGCGCGAGGUACGUCGUCUACUACCAGGCCAGCGAACACGAGCGCACGCGCCCGUGGGCUCCCUGCUACUGCCCGGGCUGCAACGCCUUCACCUCGCCGCCGAGGCUGCUCGAGCACUUCCGCGCAGGCCACCCGUCCUGGCCCGUUACCGACGUGAGCUACGGGAAGCCGUAA